AUGGAGUUCCUCACAGUACAUGUUCAGUGGUGGAAGAGACCCUCUGGAGUUGCUGCAGUGUGUCUGGGGCUGCUGUGUGUUCUCCUACUGGCUGGGAUCAUAGGCCUGUCUGUCUACUGUAAGUUUAAGAGAGACCAGCUACACAUCAGCUACAACAACCCGACUGAAGAGAGAGACCAGCUACGGACCAGUUACAACAACCUGACUAAAGAGAGAGACCAGCUACAGGCCAGUUAUAGCCUUCUGACUGAAGAGAGAGACCAGCUACGGACCAGUUACAACACCCUGACUAAAGAGAGAGACCAGCUACAGGCCAGUUAUAGCCUUCUGACUGAAGAGAGAGACCAGCAGCUACGGACCAGUUACAACAACCUGACUAAAGAGAGAGACCAGCUACGGACCAGUUACAACAACCUGACUAAAGAGAGAGACCAGCUACACACCAGAUACAACAACCUGACUAAGGAGAGAGACCAGCUACAGGCUAGUUAUAGCCUUCUGACUGAAGAGAGAGACCAGCUACGGACCAGUUACAACAACCUGACUAAAGAGAGAGACCAGCUACAGGCCAGUUAUAGCCUUCUGACUGAAGAGAGAGACCAGCUACGGACCAGUUACAACAACCUGACUAAAGAGAGAGACCAGCUACAGGCCAGUUAUAGCCUUCUGACUGAAGAGAGAGACCAGCUACGGACCAGUUACAACAACCUGACUAAAGAGAGAGACCAG
This is a messenger RNA of Salvelinus namaycush (lake trout), 729 nucleotides long. RefSeq names its product golgin IMH1-like. Lineage: Eukaryota; Metazoa; Chordata; Actinopteri; Salmoniformes; Salmonidae. The annotation marks the transcript as partial. The transcript is spliced from 4 exons. The record is from RefSeq and is a predicted model, not a curated record.